Molecule: messenger RNA, 2266 nt
Organism: Leptomonas pyrrhocoris
Lineage: Eukaryota; Euglenozoa; Kinetoplastea; Trypanosomatida; Trypanosomatidae
Exons: 1
Coding region: 1020-1634 (204 amino acids)
Source: RefSeq, a predicted model, not a curated record
GAAGUAAAUGUCUUCGUACACUCUACGGAGCUGUUUAUGGAUGUUAGCGCGCUGACGGAGGCGCCUCUGUUGGUUUGUUUGUUUCGUCAUCCCUUGCCACUGCCUUUUUUUUUUGCUUCUACUCUACGUGUACCACAAAAGCUUCCGUGAAAAAAAGUUUAUUUUUGUUUCCGCUCUCACGUGGUCGUGUCAACGGAAGAAAAUGUGCGUUGUCGUAUCUUUUCUUUUCUUUAUUAACUAAUCCGUCCGGCUUUGGGUUUUCCAAGCUUGUUAUUCUCGUAAGCGAGGAGCGACGUUACCUAACACUACCCACAACGUUUUGUGUUUCUUCUUCUUUGUCGUGUUCCCACUGCCGGUUUCCCUCACCAGCGUUCUGUCCGACCCACCGCGAGAGAAACAGAAGAAACGCCUUCGUUCUGUCUCUCCCUUUGCCAUGCAGUGCUCCCGUUGCACAUCCGCAGAAGGUGCUUUUGUUCUACUAUUAUUAUUGUUCUAUCUUUGUGUUUAAACAGGCAAACAAAGGAACGUACGGAUGACAUUCAAUACAAAAGGAAAGAAAAAGGAAGAUAAAGUCAUAAAAUAGAAUUGUUGCCGAGCUGAGGUGGGGCGUGGACGCGUGUGUUCCUUCUGUUUGACCAAAGCACGUGCAUGAAUGGACAGGAGGGGGGGGGGAGUGAUGACGCUCUUCUGCGUUCGAGCGGCGGGAGAUGCGUGUACGUCUGCCUUAAUUCUCGUCGUUAUUCUACACAAUCAAAAAUGUCUACGAGUGCUUUCCUACCCACUUUGAAACAGAAGAGGACUCUCCUUUCGAAACGGUUUUGCUGAUGGACUUUAUUUACCUGCGUCUCUCUCCCCCCCCCCUCUUCCAAAUAAAACGUUGGAUCUGCGCGGUACUCCUUUGCUACCAUUUGCAGAGUGUGCACGCACCUACGCUGACUCUCAACGCUAUUAAACGUCUUUCCUUUUUCUUGUUUUCCCCUUUAAAGCUAACCAAGCUCCACUGUCUUACUCCGACUAAGAUGUCCGCCAAGGUUGCCGCCAACAACGAGGACCCCUCCGACCAGCGCAAUGAAAAAGAGGAGCCUAUCUGCAGCGAAAAGCUCAAGGUGGAACCCUACGGUCACGACUCCGACAAGGCAGAGUCCAGUCACCUCACCUACCUGCACCGCAUGGUGACGGAAGACCCGGCCCACGAACCCUACCGCAUUGCUGGCAUCGUGGUCACCGGCGUUGCGCUGGUGACCGCCAUCGGCUCCGUCAUCACGGCUGGCGUGAUGUGGCAGCACGCGUACGACUACAAAGGCAAGGGCGCCGACAGGGUGCUGUACGCCUCGCUGUACAUCUUCACCCUUGUGGAGAGCUGCCUCUCAUUUGUCGCAAUGCUUGUCGACUUCAGCGAACUCUUCUUCCGCCCCAGCGUUGUGCUGAUUCGCGAUCGCACGGACCUGAAGUUUGCGGGCCGGUGCGUCACGGUGCUCCUCCUGUGUUUGGGUGCGAUCUACUCCUUCAUUGUGCCGAUUGUGUUGAAGGAUCGUCAACCCAAGACGUCGGCGGCGCUGUGCAUCAUUCCGGCUGUGCGCUUCGUUGCGCUGAUCAUCUUCUUCGCGAUUCUGAUCAUCGACUCGAGGUUGUAGAGCACACGGUGCUGCCCACACAUACCACUGAGAUCGUUUUUAAAACUAUCUUUCCUUCUUAAAUAAAGGGCUGUCCUCCUUUUUUCGCUUUCCUCGUUUUCCGCUGUCUGUGAGCUUCGGCGCUUGUUUUCUACUUGAAAAACGCACUCCUCGGUGGAGGAUGUGUUGGGGACUCCCAGGUAUAUUGCUCUGUCGCUUGCCCCACCAACACGCCCAAGGAGUUCGGCCUUUUACUGCUCUUUGCUAUUAAAGAGAACGUAGUGAACCGCCCCGUAUCGAGCCGCUCAUUAUUUCGCAGCGUUAGCUCAGACUAUUUUUCCCUUUUCUCCAUAUUUUUCUUUUCGACAACUAUAGUUUCUUUUGAUUUUAUGCGUUCGUCUUUUACCGGCAGAUCUUCUAUAUACUACUUUAAAGCCCAGCUCUACAACUGUAAGUGAAACCUUUCUGAUUUUUAGUUUUAGUUUUCCGCAAAAGGAGCUGCACGACACGCUUGUUUCUCCUUGUCUUCAAGGAAAACGGUGACAAAUAAGCUCACUCUAUUACACAAACAGUAAAGCAAGUGAAAAGGAGAUUUUUACUGUGACGUUAGACGGAUCCUUCAUCCACGAUGUCUCUCUGUUUCGUUAAGGAAA